Molecule: messenger RNA, 1443 nt
Organism: Harmonia axyridis
Lineage: Eukaryota; Metazoa; Arthropoda; Insecta; Coleoptera; Coccinellidae
Exons: 2
Coding region: 926-1354 (142 amino acids)
Biological process (GO): sensory perception of smell
Molecular function (GO): odorant binding
Source: RefSeq, a predicted model, not a curated record
AAUUAUCAUCAAUUGAUGAAUGCUUUGAUGAAGUUCAUCACAAAUUGAAGAAUCUUGUGAAGACGAUCAAUUUAAUAGUGAAAUGAGUGAAAUUGAGGAAUCUUUCGACUAUAUGAAUAGGUGUGAAAGUAAAAUUAUUUUCAUGUUGAAUAAGAGAAUUGUUCUCAAUAAUGAUGUCAAAUCUGAGGUUAAGUCAAGGGUAUAAUUGCCAGUAAUAGACUUACCUAAGUUCAAUGGCACAUAUGAAGGAUGGUUGUGUUUCAAAGAUAUUUUUCAUUCUCUCGUUCAUUCAAAUAAAUCGAUCAGUGAUAUACAAAAAUAUCAUUAUUUUAGUUCGAUCGAAUAGAUACUUUUCCAAUUAUUCAAAGAAGAAGUCAUAUGGUAAUAUCUCAAGAGACUGAAAUAUUUAUGGUGGGUUUCAUAAUACUUUUAUUGUGGUGAUUUGCUCGAUCAAAUCAUUUCUGUGUUCAAUUCCAGUAAAUUUUUGACACUUCCAUAGAUUUCAAACUACAAUCGACCAGUUGAUCGGUCAAUCAGAGUUUUGUGAAACCUAUCGUUAGCUGUUGAAACUGUUUGUCUAUUUUGGCAUAAAUUGUUUCACCCACCACAUUUGAAUAAUUUGACCUCUAACGACUAGUUUAUCAGCAAUAUGAAUGAGGAUUACGAAUACAGUAUGAUAAGGUUACAUAAGAAUGCUCAUCGCGUCUUCAUUUGAUAUCGUUGAAAAGAGAAAAAAAAACCGAAAUUAUUAAUUUUUAUUUGUUUCAUAUAUCACUGGACAAGGAUUAAUGAUUUGUUCCAGAAUGAUACUUUGUCCGAUAAGCAUCUGUUUAAAUUUAAAAUCUAUUGCAUUUACUCCACAUAACUGGUUAUACAAUUGACGUUGUUUGAGCUUGUUUUUUCGGGGAAUUAUCCAAUAGCAACAAUGAUUGAAAAGAGAUUAAUUUUGUCAAUUUUCUUUGCGGUAUUAGUUAUGGCAUGUACGGCAGACAAGUUUGAGGAUUGGAAAGACCAAAUGAAAAAGCUCCAAGGAAAAUGCGCAAAACAGUUACAAGUAGAUGAAGCUUCAAUUGAAGAAUUACUGAAGUCCACUACUGUUGACGUGUCGAGUAGCGAUAUACAGAAAGUUAUUAAAUGCAUCGUAUUAGAAAUUGGAUUCGUGGAUGCAAAUGGAAAUAUUGGGAUGGCAAAAGUUGUGGAACAUUUGAAAGGUCUUGGUUUAGACGACAAAACCAUAAAGGAAGUAAACGAUAAAUGUAACAGUAUAGAAAAAGUUGCUGAUCAAAAUGAGUUAGUAGGUCGUUACUAUAAAUGUUACGAGGAAAAUUUACCAAGAAAAUAUCUUGUUUUUUGAAUAUAAUGCUUUUUCAUAUAUGACUUUAUAUUGUUUUGUUCUUGAAUGCGAGAUUGAAAUUAAAAGUUGUCAAAUCAGUCGAAAAUAGA